CCCGCACAGCAACGGCUCAUCUUCUCCGGCAAACAGAUGAACGACGACAAGACGGCCCAGGAUUACAAAGUGACCGGCGGUUCAGUGCUUCAUCUGGUUCUGGCCCUACGCGGCGGUCACUCCACUCACUGCUAACCAUCUGAUUAUUGAUUAUUUAAUUUGUUUCCCAAAAAAUUGAUUGUUUUUCCUCUCUUUUCAUUAAUUUUAUAUUUGAUAACAAAAAACGUUUUAAAUUUGAGCCGAUUUUCCACCAAUUGAUUGAUUGACUAAUUGUUAAUAUAUUAGUGAUUCUUGAAUGGAUGCUUAAUAAAGAUAUUAUUAAAUUA
Messenger RNA from Oppiella nova, 326 nucleotides. The record is from the annotation of a GenBank genome assembly. Lineage: Eukaryota; Metazoa; Arthropoda; Arachnida; Sarcoptiformes; Oppiidae.